Solea solea (common sole) is the source of this 5268-nucleotide messenger RNA. It is a transcript of the gene prkaa2, whose product is annotated as protein kinase, AMP-activated, alpha 2 catalytic subunit. The record is from RefSeq and is a predicted model, not a curated record. NCBI's taxonomy places the organism in Eukaryota, Metazoa, Chordata, Actinopteri, Pleuronectiformes, Soleidae. The transcript has 10 exons. Bases 28 to 1839 code for a protein of 603 amino acids. Gene Ontology annotation, molecular function: ATP binding; protein serine/threonine kinase activity. Gene Ontology annotation, biological process: protein phosphorylation; intracellular signal transduction. Gene Ontology annotation, cellular component: cytoplasm.
UCAACCUCCCACAGAGAACAUUACUAGAUGGCGGAUCCCUCUCCUCCCUCUCUUCCCUCCACCUCCCAGCAGAGAAGCGAUAUGCCCCGCCCCUCCGAGCGCUCACCAGCGGGCAGGCGACAAACGCACCUCGGCGAGCAAACUCAGACGUCGGUAACGGAGAAGAUGGCAGAACGUCAACAACAGAAGCACGAAGGCAGGGUUAAGAUCGGACAUUACAUCCUCGGCGACACACUCGGAGUGGGGACAUUCGGCAAAGUGAAGAUUGGAGAGCACCAGCUGACAGGCCAUAAAGUGGCUGUGAAGAUCCUUAACAGACAGAAGAUCCGUAGUCUUGAUGUCGUGGGGAAGAUCAAACGAGAGAUCCAGAAUCUCAAACUGUUCAGACACCCACACAUCAUCAAGCUGUACCAGGUGAUAAGUACACCCACAGAUUUCUUCAUGGUUAUGGAGUAUGUGUCAGGAGGUGAGCUGUUUGACUACAUCUGCAAACAUGGACGGGUGGAAGACACCGAAGCACGCCGCCUUUUCCAGCAGAUAAUAUCAGCUGUAGACUACUGCCACAGGCACAUGGUGGUCCACAGAGACCUCAAACCUGAGAACGUCCUGCUGGACGCCAGCAGGAAUGCCAAGAUUGCAGACUUUGGUUUGUCAAACAUGAUGUCAGAUGGGGAGUUUUUAAGGACAAGCUGUGGCUCACCAAACUAUGCUGCUCCAGAGGUCAUCUCAGGAAGGCUCUAUGCAGGUCCAGAGGUGGACAUCUGGAGCUGUGGUGUGAUCCUGUACGCCCUGCUGUGUGGUACUCUGCCCUUCGACGAUGAGCAUGUCCCUACGCUGUUUAAAAAGAUCAGAGGAGGCGUCUUCUAUAUCCCAGAGUACCUGAACCGCUCUGUGGCUUCACUGCUGAUGUUCAUGCUACAGGUUGACCCCUUGAAGAGAGCCACCAUCAGAGACAUCCGAGAGCAUGAGUGGUUUAAACAGGACCUUCCAGGCUACCUCUUCCCUGAAGACCCUUCAUAUGAUGCCACAGUCCUGGAUGAGGAGGCCGUUAGAGAAGUGUGUGACAAGUUUGAAUGCACCGAGUCUGAGGUCGUUUCCAGCCUUUACAGUGGAGAUCCACAGGAUCAGCUAGCAGUGGCCUACCACCUUAUCAUUGACAACCGGCGCAUUAUGACCCAGGCCAGUGAGUUCUACUUGGCAUCCAGUCCUCCCCAGGGUUCUUUCAUAGAGGAAGGCAUGGCACUGCCUCCUGGAGUCAAACCCCACCCAGAGAGGAUGCCACCGCUCCUGGCUGAUAGCCCCAAGUCUCGCUGCCCUCUGGAUGCUCUGAACACCACCCGGCCCAAACCUUUGACUGUGAAGAAGGCCAAGUGGCACCUGGGUAUCAGGAGUCAGAGUAGACCCUAUGAUAUCAUGGCUGAAGUGUACAGGGCCAUGAGACAACUCAACUUUGACUGGAAGGUGGUGAACCCAUACCAUCUGCGAGUGCGAAGGAAGAAUCCAGUGACAGGAAACCUGGUGAAAAUGAGCCUUCAGCUUUAUCAGGUGGAUAACAGAUCCUACCUUCUGGACUUCAAGAGCAUUGAUGAUGACAUUAUGGAGGCCAUGGGUUUUAAAUCGGGUUCGUCCACUCCCCAGAGGUCAGGUUCCACAGCCGGUCUCCUCAGACCCAGACUGAGCAUCGACUCUGCGAGUCCAGCCAUUGAUCUGCCUCAGCUCAGCUCUUCUCUCCCGGGAUCCCUGUCCGGUAGUGCACCUCUCCUCACCCCCCGUCAGGGAUCACACACCAUGGACUUCUUUGAAAUGUGUGCCAGUCUGAUCACCACACUCGCACGCUGAGGCCUGAUGACUCCCUCUGUUGCUGUAAUAAUCUAGUUUGUCAGUGGGGUUUUUAGGCCAUUUAGGGAGUGUGGAGUUUUCUUUUUUUUUACCUUUCUUCUCCAUCUUUGUGGAAGAGAGAGAGAGAAGUAGUGUUCUACUCAGAUGGAGAAGAGGUAAAGAGAAGCGAGAUGAAUCAAUUUAUUUCAUGUUUUGACACAGUCCUUGGGUGAGAGUCUUGUGUUGAGCCACACCCGAACCUGGGACGACUUUGCUGUGAAAGAGUGUAGGUGAUAGGUCAAAGUUCACAGCUGUGUUGGGAGUCAGCACAGCCUCCAACAAAAAAACCUCAAUCUGUUAUCAACUGCUGCAAAAUCAUCGUCACCACCAUAACACCCAGCACAACUUGAUUAGUUUGUUAAAGUUAGCAUCAAAACUGUGUCAGUGGGAAUAUUUCCACUUCUACAAUUUCAUUUUAGGUUUUUAUAUUAUGUGUUUUUUAAAAAACAGUUUUUGUUAUAAUGUAUAUUAUAUUUAUAUUGUAUCAUAGUACAUAGAGGUUGACAGAGUUAUACCAAAAAACGAAUUAUUUAGAUAUUAGAUCCAUAUUUAUUUUAGAGAUUGUUUUUUAGCCUUUACUUAUACUGUAUUAUUUAAGCACUGGAAAACAAAGAUAUUUAUCCUGAUUUUGAGUACAUUGUAGAUUAUGGACCUAGAGAGACAGCAAGAUAAUCGAAUAAUGUGAGAACAAUAACAAUAAUAUGCUGAAUGGUACUGACUGUGCGCUGCAUUUGGUGCUGAAGACAGAUACAUACCGUCUCAUAUGAGCUUUCAUCAUCUUAGCGUGUUUCACAAUUGGUCAUUUGCCUCGCACUAAUAUAUGAAAGGAAUAUAAUGAUAGAAAAUGAUAGACAUUAAAAUUCUCACUGCCCUGUAGAAAGAAAAGCUUAUGUUUUAUCUGAGCAACAAAAUCCUUCCAUAUAUUAAUUUAAAAAAAGAGCAGAAAACAACCAAAUCUGUUUUUGUCAGCAGUGAUACACAUUCUGUGUAUGAAUAUAUUAAGGUGUUGAUAAUACAGUGGGAGAUAUACUGUAGAAGUUGAUGAUGAUGAUGAUGAAGAAUCCACAUGGAUUGGUUUGUAUCUGCUGCAGAACAAUAUAAGCCAGAGACACUUUUCUCCAGUUGCCUUAAAGAAUGAAACAGUGUUUCUGUGCAUAUUUACCUGUACAUGGAGAGUGUGUGUGUGUGUGUGUGUGUGUGUGUGUGUGUGUGUGUGUGUGUGUGUGUGUGUGUGUGUGUGUGUGUGUGUGUGUGUGUUUCUGUGUGUAUGUGAUGGAGAUCAGACAGACUGACUUGUGUUUGUGUGUGUUGAGAGAUCAACAGUGUUGGAACUAGACAGUGUGGAAAAACCAAGAGAUAAGAAUCAAAACGCAUAGUUUGGUGUCGUGUGGCUGUUGGGGCAGUUUUCUGUGUGUCACUAUCUUCUUGUUUAGCAGUUGCACUUUCACACUCAUUGCUGAGGUCCGCAGUUUGCAAGUGUGUGGUUUAUUGCACUGCACACCUUGUGUGGGUUCUCAGACUGUACUGUUCCUGUUUGUGGAUAUUUGGUGCUGAUGAACGCCACGCUUUUAUUACUUUUAUUAAUGUUCUGCAAAAGUCUUGUCAGUCAUACCAAAGCAGUAUUGUGUAUUGCUGUUUGUACUGGAUUUUCCCCCCAUAAUCUUUUCUAUAGUGGAAGUAGUGCUGCUCAUCUGUUUUUGUCUCUGGGUGUGACUGUUGAGCAAUUUGACUAAAACCUCAUAUCAGCUCCUAAUCCACAAAACAAUACAGAGCACAUUGUCUGUAAAUUUAAUAUAAUACAUACUUCUUAUUACGUUACAUUUCAGGGUUUACAGCCUGUGUAUCGACUCUAAAUGUAGUUUCUUAAUGUUUAUUGUGCUGUAGAAAGUCUCAAGCAUGAGGUUUAUUUUGAGCACUUACUUCCUCACUUUUAUGGCUCCAUCAACACAAUUCUAGUGCAGGUGAUAAAAGAGGUUUGUGUUGGGGACAGUCAGCUGUUUUGGUUAAGUAAGCUUUUCUGGUCCUUUUGUGCCCAAACUAUCGCCACAUGACCCUAUUUUGAGAUACUGCAGCUCGUUCUUUUUGUUUUGUCUGCUCCAGUCAAUCAUUUUCUGUUCUUUUUCACAUUCAAAAAAACACGUGUUUUUCAUGGUUGUGUUUGCAUCAUCACACAAUAUACGGUAUAAUGUCAUAUUGCACAGCCCUGCAUAUUUUCCACUGGUUGGCCUUGAUGGAGAGCAUUGGACAGUGAAAGGACAAAUAGUGUAAAUAAGACAUUAAAAAAGAAAUAAUAACUUGAAUAAUUACUACAAAGUACUGUAUGCAAAUGAAGCAAUGUGUGUAGAAACAAUUUGCUUAACCUCAGCUCAGUAUUAUCCAAAUUUAAUUCAACUUUAUUUUCACAUAUGACUGGCUAAUUCAGAAUCUGGUCUCUUAAAGUGUCGUUCUCAAAUAUUUCCCAGAUUAUUGAUUAAUUUACAUUCUUUAUUUAUUCAUGUUUAUUCAUUGUCUUAUUUAUUUAGUGUAGGUCAAUCAACAGCUUUUGAUUUUGCCUCAUGGGCCGCAUCAUAAAGGCAUUUGGUUGAAACUGUGAAUGCCACAUUAUUGGUUAAUCUGCUGAAACCCUGUGUCAUGUUGUCUUCACUCAUCACUGAUUACGCUCUGAUGUCAGAGGGAGAAACUCUGCUCCCUGCUGGAAAAUGCAUGCAACUGCACACUCGCAGCCAUCUCUUAACACAAAACCAUGUUUCCCUCUUCCAAGAGUCUUCUAUAAUACACUCUGUUCCUGUUUAGUGAGCUGCUUUUGUCACAUCAGGAUCAUUAUUCAUUCACUGCUGCUCAUGACUACAGCAUAAACUGUCAGUAAAUCAGUCAGUGAAGUGCAGCAUCCAGGAGAAGUCAUGGUUCGGAUAUAAAAACUCCUCUGACAUUACUAGUAUACAUGUCCUGUCAGUGAAAACUAAUUUAGCGCUGAACCAUUACAGCUGUAUGCAACUAUCAGUGGCACGUUCGUCAUAGAAACUCUGUGUUUAGAGCUGAUAACACAUGUCAGAGGGCCUGAUCAAAGACUUUCUGUGUUGUACCAAAGUGAAUAUUUUCCUCUAUCCAUCUGUGGUGGGGUUCCAAUGGUGAUUGUAACCUUAACAUAUGUGUGUGUGUGUGUGUGUGUGUGUGGGUGCACACUGGUUAAUGUGAGAGAAUGCGCACGUGUGUGUGUGUGAGAGAGAGAGAGAGAGUGUGUGAUUAUGACCAUGUCCCACUGUCUCUUUGUCUGAUUGAGGUUUGGAUUUCUCUUGUAAUGCACUGCAUGAUGUUGCUGUUAUGAUUUGCACUUUAAUGAGUAUUUAUUGAAGAAAAAAAACCACAAUAAACAAACAUGUAAAAAGGAAA